Molecule: messenger RNA, 1585 nt
Organism: Durusdinium trenchii
Lineage: Eukaryota; Dinophyceae; Suessiales; Symbiodiniaceae
Source: the annotation of a GenBank genome assembly
AGUCGUCUCUUUGGACCAAACGGCGCCGAAGUUCCUUCGCGAAUCGCGCUCACCCGCUGCGUUCGAGAAGCUGGCGUUGUCUGGGGCGGUACACUAUAGGCAUGGGGGCUCAAUGCGUGAGGGUUGAUGGCCCAAUCGAAGAUUUCAAGAGCCCGGGCAUUGUGAUGCUCCCAGGGAGAAUGCAUGAAGAAGUGGUGCAAGGCCUUGAUGAUGCUUCAGAGGAGGAUAGCAGCCCCACUCCAACGAACGUGGGCAUACCCCUUUGUCAUCAACCACUUUACAUCACUGAAGAGGACAAUGAUGAAGCCACUCCAGUGGUGAUCCCUGGACUACUACAUCCGUGCAAUGCUUCUAUUGGUUCCGUGACGUCUGUAAAGCCAUGCAGGAUCCAAGAUCAAACGCCGGAAACGCUGACGUCCCGACUCCUUGUACAGAAGAAGCUGGUCGCCCAUGAGGAUGUGACAUUCCACAAGGAGCUUUGUAACACUUUAAAGAGUACAGUAUGCCUCGCUGACUGGAAAGGACAAACGGUCGUUGCGAAGAGAAUUAAGAAGAGCCUUUUGAAGGAGGAGGAUGCCAAAGCCAUUGAGACUCGUGACGUGUCGAUGAGGGAGAUGCUGCACGAAUUGAAGAUUUUCACCACGAUCAGCCAUCCUUGUAUUGUGAACUUUAUCGGUGCUGGUUUCGAGAGGGGCCAGGGACCGGUCUUCUUGACCGAGUACAUGGAAGGUGGGGACGUGGAGAGUUACAUGAAGAAGCAACGUGAAACCUCAUUGGAUCAUACUUUUAAGCCCAAAUUCUCCUUGGCGAUGCAAUGGAUCCUCUCAACGGCCGAGGCUUUGGCCUAUUUGCACGGCUUGCCACAGCCCAUCAUCCACCGCGACUUGAAGCCGCUUAAUUUACUAUUGACCAAGGAGCUGAAGCUCAAGGUCACAGAUUUGGGCCUUAGCAAGGUGAUGCCGGGCCAUGGGCAGAAAGCCUCGGAUCCGGUGAAGAUGACCGGAGGAGUGGGUACUUGGCGCUAUAUGGCGCCGGAAAUGGUGCGCCACGAGCACUAUACUGAUCGUAUUGACAUCUACGCGCUGGCCUUGAUCGCCUACUUCCUCUUGUCUGGGAGGCAGCCCUUUGAUUCCUUCUGCCGGGGCGAUGUGGAAAAUAUCCUCAAGGCAUAUCUCAAGGGCCAAGAACCACGGCCAGAAUUGGACAUGUUCACAGGGUCUAUGGAGAUGAGGGCAUUUCUCCAGGAGGCAUGGCAUCCUGAAGCUUCACGUCGACCCAGUGCAGCGGAGUGCGCGGAGAGGUUGGCGGAGAUCUCGACGCACGGACUCCUGCAUUCAGUGGGUGUCUUCUCCAAGAACCUGAAGCGAAACCUUCAGCCCUUUGCAAGGAGCACAACGGCCUAGGAGCCCGCUCAACUCGUUCUUGCGCGGGGGUCCAUUUUUCUUCCCCGCCGCCGACUCCGAGAAUGGUGUCAGGCUGUUUCGCCGUGUGCCACGGGUGUGAAGGUCUGCGAAAUUAGUCUUCAUGCGCUGCCCAGCCUGUGAAAGGACCGUGCGAGCUUGGGGGGAGAGGUGGUGCCGCGGGA